UUCCCUGACAGCCGCUGUAGUUGCCCCACCCUGCAACUGCCAAACAACCGCCGAUUAUCCGAUCCCUCCCAUCUUCUGCUGGGCGCUCGUUGCUCUGCCCUAUUUCUGUCGAUUACGUCUGUCGCGCAUCCCAUCGAGCUUGCUAGUGCUUGUCCCGUGUCACACGUACCCAACUCUAAUUCUCAACUCGCUUUCUCCCAACACCACCCCAAUAACGACAACAACAACAAUACGACAACCCAUUCACGCCCGCUCGCUCGCUCGCUCAAUCGCAGCACCACCACCGCCGCCCACUCGUCGUCGUCGUCACGAAUGCCGAAAAGCAACGAGAAAUUCGAUGCCACAGAAUCUCACGUAUUUGUAUCCGGCGUGAUAGCGGGCCUAAUAUCACGCUUCGUCAUAGCGCCGCUCGACGUCGUCAAGAUCCGACUGCAGCUGCAGGCUCACGGGCCGCACGCGGCGCUCACGGCGAUAGACGGGCCGACGUACCGCGGGAUCGUGGGCACGAUGCGCACGAUCGUGCUGCAGGAGGGGAUCCGCGGGCUGUGGAAGGGGAACAUUCCCGCGGAGUUUCUGUACAUGACGUACGGGCCGGUGCAGUUCGUAGCGCUAAAGGAAUGCACGGCGCUGAUAAAGCGGGCGGCGCCGGGGGUCGGCGAGGAGGCGAGGAAUUUUGUUGCUGGCGGGACGGCAGGCGCUGUCGCUACCGCUGCGACAUACCCGUUCGACCUGCUGAGGACUAGGUUUGCUGCCCAGGGGAGUAAAAGGGUGUAUGAGAGCAUCGUGCACUCCGUCAGGCAUAUCUAUGAGCAUGAGGGAACACAGGGAUACUACAGGGGCAUUGGCGCAGCGCUGGUCCAGAUAGUCCCGUAUAUGUCCCUCUUCUUCUGCUGCUACGAAGCAACACGCACCUACACCGUCGACGUCGUGCACAUGCCCGAGCAAUGGUCGAACCUAGUCUCAGGGGGAAUCGCCAGCACGCUGAGCAAAACGAUCGUGUUCCCGUUCGACCUUGUGCGCAAGCGCUUGCAAGUGCAAGGUCCCACACGCUCACAAUACGUGCACCGCAACAUCCCCGCCUACGUCGGCGUCGUCGGCACGCUGCGGGACACGGUGAAGUACGAGGGGUUCCGUGGACUGUACAAGGGGCUGACGGUGUCGCUCGUCAAGGCUGCCCCCCUCAGCGCCGUCACUAUGUGGACUAUGGAGAACUCGCUGAAGAUUAUGGAGUGGAUCGAUCCUAGUACUAAGGGGGAGGUGGAUUAGGACGCAUUAUCUACAUGGGAACGGACGCAUUGGGCGGAAGGGGGGACGGCGUUUGACUUUUUUUUUUUUUUUUUUU
Molecule: messenger RNA, 1342 nt
Organism: Tricharina praecox
Lineage: Eukaryota; Fungi; Ascomycota; Pezizomycetes; Pezizales; Pyronemataceae
Product: mitochondrial carrier domain-containing protein
Exons: 5
Coding region: 313-1266 (317 amino acids)
Biological process (GO): thiamine pyrophosphate transmembrane transport
Cellular component (GO): mitochondrial inner membrane
Molecular function (GO): thiamine transmembrane transporter activity
Source: RefSeq, a predicted model, not a curated record